CGCCGCCGCCGCCGCCGGCCGGCCUCGCCAUGGCGGCCAUCCGCAAGAAGCUGGUGGUGGUGGGCGACGGCGCGUGCGGCAAGACGUGCCUGCUGAUCGUGUUCAGCAAGGACGAGUUCCCGGAGGUGUACGUGCCCACGGUGUUCGAGAACUACGUGGCCGACAUCGAGGUGGACGGCAAGCAGGUGGAGCUGGCGCUCUGGGACACGGCCGGCCAGGAGGACUACGACCGGCUGCGGCCGCUCUCCUACCCGGACACGGACGUGAUCCUCAUGUGCUUCUCGGUGGACAGCCCGGACUCGCUGGAGAACAUCCCCGAGAAGUGGGUGCCCGAGGUGAAGCACUUCUGCCCCAACGUGCCCAUCAUCCUGGUGGCCAACAAGAAGGACCUCCGCAACGACGAGCACGUGCGCAACGAGCUGGCGCGCAUGAAGCAGGAGCCGGUGCGCACCGAGGACGGCCGCGCCAUGGCCGUGCGCAUCCAGGCCUACGACUACCUCGAGUGCUCGGCCAAGACCAAGGAGGGCGUGCGCGAGGUCUUCGAGACGGCCACUCGCGCCGCGCUGCAGAAGCGCUACGGCUCGCAGACGGGCUGCGUCAACUGCUGCAAGGUGCUCUGAGCCCCGACGGCGCGGCCGGACAAAGGCCCGGGGGCUGGCUGUCG
Molecule: messenger RNA, 664 nt
Organism: Vombatus ursinus (common wombat)
Lineage: Eukaryota; Metazoa; Chordata; Mammalia; Diprotodontia; Vombatidae
Gene: RHOB
Product: ras homolog family member B
Exons: 1
Coding region: 30-620 (196 amino acids)
Biological process (GO): small GTPase-mediated signal transduction
Molecular function (GO): GTPase activity; GTP binding
Source: RefSeq, a predicted model, not a curated record